AUGGAUUCAGAUGCAUCAUUUUCCAGUACCGAUUUGGACCCCCUUUAUAUGCGCCCUCGAGAGGAUUAUCAACCUCCAUCUGAUACAGGCAGCGGUACGAUCCAUAUAUGGACGGAUGAAGAAGAAUACUUGACUGAGAGGCGAGAGAGGCUUGAUGAGCUAUCCACUGAAGCAAGCGCAUCCAUAGGUGGUAGCGAGAUGGCGUCAUCGGAUGACCUCUUUGCAACCGAUCUCUCAUCCCUUGUUGAUGAUGCUGAUGCUGAUGAUGAACAUAGUAGUAAUAGUAGUAAUAGCAGCAGUAGUAGUAGCACGGAUAUGUCUUCUUUAUCGCAUGUUGUGUAUGUGCAUUCCUAA
Molecule: messenger RNA, 354 nt
Organism: Lichtheimia ornata
Lineage: Eukaryota; Fungi; Mucoromycota; Mucoromycetes; Mucorales; Lichtheimiaceae
Exons: 2
Coding region: 1-354 (117 amino acids)
Source: RefSeq, a predicted model, not a curated record